CUUCUCCCCCACCAUUGGCUCAUUACAAUUUACAAGCACAUUACAACUCCCUGAACCCGCCCCCUUCCACGAGAGAUUCAAAACUCUUUCUGGUACCCGUUUUCAUGUUGUUGGAGCUCCGGCUCCUUUCCUCGGAGCCCCUGCGAUUUUUCCUUAAAAAAAUAAAAUAAAAUAUUACACCAUUAGAGCAACAAAUUUAUAAAAAAGGAAACUUAUUUUUGCCCUUUUUCCUCGUUUUAGAUCUUGUGACAAUCCACCUUCGAAAAUGUCGAAUUCGCCAUGGGGAAAUAUCGGCGCCUGGGCCGCCGAUUCCGAACGAGAAGAGGAAGAACUGCGGGAGCUAGCCGCCAAAGCUGCGGCUGAAGCGGCCUCCGCGGACGCUUCAGCCACCGGUGGCGGAGACUCUCAGAGCUUCCCGUCCCUGAGAGAUGCCGUCAGCAGCGCCUCCAAGCAGACGAAGAAGAAGACCAAGAUGAGCUUGCAAGAGUUCACGAUGCAGAAUGUUUAUGGCUCCACCUCCAGUCAGCGCGGGCUAACCCACGAGGAAAUGCUCCGCCUACCCACUGGCCCGAAAGAACGGUCCGCCGGGGAUGAAAUGCAAUAUGGUGGCGGACGUCUGGGAGGAGGAUUUUCUAAUUAUGGGGUCCGGAGCAGUGGGCCUCCACCGGGUCGCAUGCGAGACCGGGAUUCGGAUGGGGAGGGCUCCUGGGGUGGAGGGGGGCCUCGAAGAUCUUAUGGGGGUUUUGAGGAUGAUCGCCGGAGGGGCCCGCCUCAAGGUGGUAGAGGUCCAGAUUUUGAUCAACCUUCUAGGGCUGAUGAAGUUGACAAUUGGGGUGCAAUGAAGAAGCCUUUACCCUCAUUCAAUUCGGGUCCUGCUGGUCCGGGUCGCCCCAGCCGGUAUGCUUCUUUGGGCGGUGGCAGUGGUGGGCUUUCUAGGGCUGAUGAGGUCGACAAUUGGGGUGCCUCCAAAAAACCCAUUCCGCCACCAGCUGCUAGAUCUUCUAGUUUCGGGUCAGGCUUCCGCGGGGAUUUUAAGCCGGAGCCCGAGAAAUGGACUCGUGAUGGGAGUCAGGAAAGACAAAGAUUGGUUCUUGACCCUCCCCGAGGUGAAGAGGGUGAAACGGUGGUGAAGGUGAAUAAGCCUAACCCCUUUGGUGCAGCUAGGCCCCGAGAAGAAGUGCUGGCAGAGAAGGGAUUGGAUUGGAAGAAAUUGGAUUCUGAAAUUGAGGCGAAGAAGGCCGUUAAUAGUAGGCCGGCAAGCUCUCAGUCCAGUAGGCCAGGGAGCUCCCAGUCAGCUAGGUCAGAAGGCCAGCCAUUGCAGGUGACAGGAGGGGAUGCAGCAGCCAAGCCAAGGCCUAAGGUGAACCCUUUUGGAGAUGCUAAGCCUAGGGAGGUUUUGCUAGAGGAGAAGGGUCUUGAUUGGAGGAAGAUUGAUUUAGACUUGGAGCAUCGUCGUGUGGAUAGGCCUGAGACCGAGGAGGAAAAGAAUCUGAAAGAAGAAAUAGAACAUCUGAAAAAGGAAUCACUGCAAAAGCCUGGUGAUGAUCAAUCUUUACAUGAUCAAAUACUUCAAAAGGAAAAGGACUUGGAACUGCUGAUUCGUGAAUUGGAUGACAAAGUUCGUUUUGGCCCGAAACCCACUGAAAGGCCAGGUUCUGGAGCAGGUAGGCUUACUGGGCAUCCUGAGAUGCCCCAUUCUCAGCCUGCAGCAUAUGAAGAGCCAAGAGGUGGUGAGUUCAUGGACAGGCCUCGUUCACGUGGCACUGGAGAUGCAUGGGCAAGGUCUAUGGAUGAUAGAAGAGCUUAUCAUGGUGGUAGGAGCAGAGGAUUUUUGGGUAAUAGAGAUACAGACAGGUCAACAUCAAAGGAGAGAUGGUGAAUGUCGCGCUAAUUUUCUCUAGCCUCCUACUUCCAUAAUUGACUAAUUCGGACAGAAUAAUCUUUAGCAUGGUUGAAUUAUUCUUCUCUUAAUUUUGUUGUGAAUGGAGCUAGAAAAUAUUGAGCAUUGACACUGGGCGUCUUGCGUUGAUCAAUUGUUGACUAUGUAAAAAUUGCAAUUUUCCGCCCGCUUCUCCGUGCCAUUUCGAGGGAGGAAACUUAUUUUGCUUAUUUCUUUUCUAAGACUGUUGUAAUGCAAGCAGCCUACUUGGUGCAGUCUUUGUUUAGUUUUGCUCUUGUUUUGAUGUUGGAGGUUUGUCUUUUCUUGUUUUUUUAUUUUUAUUUUUUUGUUUACCUUCCCUCUCAAGUAGGCUGUUGGUGGGGGUAGUGGUUUGUUUAGGACUGAACAUUUGUUCUCAGCUCUUGUACAUUCCACUUCGUAAUUGAAAUAUGGGCUGCAAUUUUGCUUUC
Coffea eugenioides is the source of this 2349-nucleotide messenger RNA. Its product is annotated as eukaryotic translation initiation factor 4B2. Bases 266 to 1879 code for a protein of 537 amino acids. Gene Ontology annotation, molecular function: translation initiation factor activity; mRNA binding. The record is from RefSeq and is a predicted model, not a curated record. The transcript is spliced from 3 exons. NCBI's taxonomy places the organism in Eukaryota, Viridiplantae, Streptophyta, Magnoliopsida, Gentianales, Rubiaceae.